AUGGCGGGCACCAUGGCUGACGACGAAUUAUUCACACGGGCUAUCUCUGGGUAUCGGGACGCUUUUUUGGUUCGACACUCCCACUUACCGGAAUCUGAACGGAAUCAACUUUGGAGUCAGCGGUUAAGUCAGUUCAUGACCACCACGGCCUCUUCGUCCGCAUCCUCGUUUGAUGCCUCCUCCAGCUAUCGCCCGGUUCCCGGUUCUGGCGUACCCGAAGACGACGGCGCUGCUUUGGAGAAGUCUGGGAAAAGGACGCGGCAGGAUACCCCUCGGACUCUCCCUGGCUCUGGUCUCCCUCCACCGAAACGACGAGUCACCACUCCGGAACCUCCAGUGACCGUCGAUCUGACACGCGAGUUGUCUCAUGCUUCCUCCCCGGCAGCUCCUGAGACAGCUCGGCGCUUGAUCAGAACCAAUUCUCGGAAGGACAACAAGGUUACUUUCUCGGGUCCUGGGUCCUCUCGACAGACGGCCAUGGUCCGCUCACAGAGUCAGCAAACGCCAGUGUCGCAUCGCCCAUCGCUGACCGCCACCAAUGUGAAAGGACAUCGACACUCUUAUGGACCUCAGCGCGUGCAGCGCCGGCUGGACCAUGUCAACGAAUACACCCCGUCGGAAUACGCCAAGCAGUAUUUCGGUGACUUCCAAGGCCAAGGAAACGUCUCUGCUCUUUCCAUGGCGCUUUCGGCGGAUCCCACGCUCUCCGGAUACGACCAACAAAGGUCGCAGUUGGCUCAGGCCCAGCCUGAACUGUUGGCCGACUUCACCUUGGCGAAUUCCAUGAUGGCCGACCAGCCGGCCGCGGUGGAAAUGAGCAGAAGUACGACCACUGACUCGCUUUGCGGGGGGUUUGGCAUGAUGAGGUUUGAUUCCUCUGGACCGAACCUCGAUUCCACUUUUUCUUUCUCCGUCCCUUCCACCGAGUUCAUGCCCUCCAGUUCGCCGAUGAAUGUUCCUUUCCCCACCACCUUCAACUCCCUGCACCAAAAUCCCGCCCAAGAUCUCGCCUUCUCCUACCCCGACGCCACUGCCCCUGUUUCCUUCUCCUGCUCUGCCCCCUCAUCGACCCCAUUUUAUACACAGAUUCCUACCCUCUCCACAUCUCCUGUGACAGAGAUCAAACCUCUAUUGUCUGCUGAGAAUGACAGUCCCUCAUCUACUUCCCAGACCUCCAGAGCAGCGCGCAGAACUCAAGAGCAAAUUGUGCAGGGCGCUCGCCCUAUUGCCCCUAAAGCGGAGCCCCAGAGCAGCUCACCCCCUAAGGGAGGCGAACAUAAGAUGAUAAGAAUCUCAUCCUCAGAUGGAACGGCUAAGGAGGUGGCUGCAAUCCCCAAGGCCUCGAUUCAACGGCCCCAGCGUCCGAAGACGUACUGCAACAUGUGUAACGACCAGCCCGAGGGCUUCCAUGGGGAGCACGAGCUGCGUCGGCAUAUCGAGCGGGUACACGCUGCGGUUCGUAAGGUUUGGGUCUGCGUGGACAUUUCUCCUGACAAGACCUUCUUGGCGAAUUGCAAGGCUUGUCGCAAUGGCAAGCGCUAUGGUGCUAAUUACAACGCCGCGGCUCAUCUUCGUCGCACCCACUUCAACCCCUGCCAGCGCGGCCGGGGUGGUCGGGGUAAAGACAGCGAGAAGCGCGGUGGCAAGGGUGGUGGUAACCACCCUCCCAUGGAUGUCUUGAAGCACUGGAUGGUGCAGAAGACCGAAUUUGUUCUCGGAAAUUACAAUAACCAGGAAGCUUUAGGUGAUGACUUGGCGGCCGCACCGUUGGUGGUUGGGGCGGAAGAUGUGCCAUUGUCCACCCUGCCGCUGGCGUCGGCCGAUGAGAUCUCUUCUCAGGGCUUAGAGACUGCCCUCAUUGACGGGUAUGACCCCAUGACCACGUUUCCCGCGCUGGGCAUGGAGGUUCCCCUUGAUGCUACUCCUUGCUAUUUCGAGUCUCCCUCGCUUCCCCCUGAGAUUGAUUCGUAUGUGUGA
Messenger RNA from Aspergillus saccharolyticus JOP 1030-1, 1977 nucleotides. RefSeq lists its product as uncharacterized. The transcript has 2 exons. Lineage: Eukaryota; Fungi; Ascomycota; Eurotiomycetes; Eurotiales; Aspergillaceae. The record is from RefSeq and is a predicted model, not a curated record. Bases 1 to 1977 code for a protein of 658 amino acids.